ACCGGCCCGCGGCGGGACGGAGGUUGAGGAAACCAUUUUGGGGCACUGGGCCGGAGCGUGCGUGCAGCCGUAAUGGGGGGGUGACAGCAGCGCUUGGAGCAGAGCGGGGUGCCGCCGGGGAUCUGUGCAUCCUGGACAGCCCAGCGGAGACGCGAUGAGCUCCUCCGCUCCGCAUGACGAGGAGAUCGGCCUCCAGCUCGCCGCAUUCGUGGAGGGAAGUGCUGUGUGCCUGCUUGUCGGGAAGUAACGCCAGCAAGGGGAAAGAAAUGAGCCGUCAGACUGCUACAGCACUACCCACGGGUACUUCAAAGUGUACACCAUCACAGAGGGUGCCUGCGCUGACAGGCACUACAGCUUCCAAUAAUGACUUGGCUAGUCUCUUUGAGUGUCCUGUGUGUUUUGACUAUGUGCUUCCACCAAUUCUUCAGUGUCAGAGUGGCCAUCUUGUUUGCAGCAACUGUCGCCCCAAACUUACGUGCUGUCCAACUUGCCGAGGCCCGCUGGGCUCCAUUCGUAACCUGGCAAUGGAGAAAGUUGCCAAUUCUGUACUAUUCCCAUGUAAAUAUGCCUCUUCUGGAUGUGAGAUAACUUUGCCACACACAGAAAAAGCAGACCAUGAGGAGCUGUGUGAGUUUAGGCCUUAUUCCUGUCCAUGUCCCGGUGCUUCCUGUAAAUGGCAAGGUUCUCUGGAUGCUGUAAUGCCACACCUGAUGCAUCAACAUAAGUCUAUUACAACACUUCAGGGAGAAGAUAUAGUCUUCCUUGCUACAGACAUUAAUCUUCCUGGUGCUGUUGACUGGGUUAUGAUGCAGUCUUGUUUUGGCUUUCAUUUCAUGUUAGUAUUGGAGAAACAGGAGAAGUAUGAUGGUCAUCAGCAGUUUUUUGCGAUUGUACAGCUCAUAGGAACCCGCAAGCAAGCAGAAAACUUUGCUUAUCGGCUGGAGUUAAAUGGUCAUAGACGGCGAUUGACUUGGGAAGCAACUCCUCGAUCUAUCCAUGAGGGAAUUUCAACAGCCAUUAUGAAUAGUGACUGUCUAGUCUUUGACACCAGCAUUGCACAGCUCUUUGCAGAAAACGGCAAUUUAGGCAUCAAUGUAACUAUAUCCAUGUGUUGAAAUGGCAAUCCAACCUCUUGAGGCCAGUGUUUAAAUCGUUGCAUUUAAUUUAGCUGAAACUAGGGUAACCACCUUUGACUGUCGGAUGAAUUAUUUGGUAGAUGGAGGCUAGACAUACAUGAAGGUAAACAAAAGGAAAGGCUGUUAAAUUACAAGAAGCAGUUGCAUGUAGUAACACUAAUAUAUUUAAAAUAAGUCAACAGUAAACCACUGAAAAAAUAUAUACACCCAAAACGGGCAUCUUUUGUAUUAAGAAUUGAUUCUACAGAAAAUGGUGUAAAAUAAUUCUAAAAUCUUGUUUGUAGAUUGAUUGUACUGUUGAGAAGGAUACUGUUUUGUGGUUUUGUUUGUGUUUUUUUUUUUUCCUCCACCCCUUUGACUGACAAGCCAUGUUGAGUGGUCUGGUCUCUGGCCACUGCUUCCCUGCCUCCCCGUCCCCCUUUGUAAGUCACUACAUAGUAUUGCUGCUGUUUGUGUAUAUUUUUUGUGUAUUUGCUAAUUUUUAUUAACUUCUAGUUUUUCAUUAAAUAAAUAUGACUUUCUUUUCUGUAAUUCAGGUUUUUCUCUUUUUUGUAUCUUUUUAAAAAAUAAUUACCAGUGUCAUCUUUUGAUAUGCACAAUUGCUAUGGUAAAACUUCUGUUUCUGUAUGUUUGGUAACUUUUGUCUCUUUCCAGUAGUCAAUUCUUUGGUGAUGCUGUUCUUAACUGAGCUGUUCUGUGAAUGUACGGAACUCGAAAGAAGUAAUUCUGUUGAAAGAUAUAUCGGUAAAGAAUCUCCUCUAAAAACAGGUCAGGAUGUUGUUGUACUUUGAGUUAUCUUCUACCAAAAAGGAACAAUUACUAAGAAUUUUGUGAAUUACUAUUUUGUUUAAAUUCAGGCUUCAAAUUUAGAGAUGUUUAGAAACAUGAUUGCAUCCUUGUAUUUGUUGUUUGCAGUUCAAAGAAGUUGUUAUCUUAAGCAGUAUUUCAAUUACAAACCCAGAGCACUUGCUUAAAAAAAAGGCAGGCAGAAUGAGAUGAUUUCAGUCUUUUUAUGUUUGUCAUUAAGAGAAUACCUGGCAAAUUCAAAAACAAAACAACCCAACUUUUGCUUUUUGCAUUAGCUCAAAGUUUGAAACAUUGAUACUCUUGCUUAGUUUUUUUGUCUUCACGGCUUUUGAUUGUUACUAAAGGAACUGUCUUGGAGCUGACUUCUGUAUAUUAGUGACAUGACAAACGUUACAAUGCAAACAGUCUCCUACAGGUGUGACUCCCCAGACAGAAAGCCUUUUGAAGGGUACUGGGCUUUCCACAGUCCAUCUGUAUGUGAAAGAUUGAGCCAUAUAUGUGUAUGGUAUUUGUGUUGCAAGUUACAGACACACAGAAUAGACUAAGCUGAAAAGCUGUUUGAAAGAGAUCUUUGUCAAACCUGGUGGUAGUGGACAUGUGGUUGGGGAGGUAGGCUGGCUAUUAACUAUUUUUGUAACCCAUUAAAAUACAGUUUUAUUUACUGUG
This is a messenger RNA of Neopsephotus bourkii (Bourke's parrot), 2609 nucleotides long. RefSeq names its product E3 ubiquitin-protein ligase SIAH1. Gene Ontology annotation, cellular component: cytoplasm. NCBI's taxonomy places the organism in Eukaryota, Metazoa, Chordata, Aves, Psittaciformes, Psittacidae. Gene Ontology annotation, biological process: multicellular organism development; proteasome-mediated ubiquitin-dependent protein catabolic process. Bases 174 to 1115 code for a protein of 313 amino acids. The record is from RefSeq and is a predicted model, not a curated record. The transcript has 2 exons. Gene Ontology annotation, molecular function: ubiquitin conjugating enzyme binding; ubiquitin protein ligase activity; zinc ion binding.